GAGAGAGAGGCUGAGCCAGAUCUUCAUGCCACUGCAGGCAGCAGCAGCAGCAGGUAAAACCGGCCCCGGAGCAUCUGCUCCCUUCACCCGCUUGCUCCCCUCCCCGCCGGCCGCCCCGCAGUCAAAGUGCGCCGGCCCCCGCCGGGGCCUCUCCCGGCGGCGCCGCCCCGUCCCGCUGCCCCCGGCCGUCGGCGCGCAGCGCUGGGGCUGGUGAGGCCUGCGCGCAGCGGGUGCCGCGGGCCGCUGCCCGGCCUCCUCCCGCUGCUUCCCGCGGGGCCGCCUCCUCCGGGCCUGGCGGAGGGCAGGUGCCCCCGGUAGGGACCGCUGAAGCCAGAGCCUCGGUUCUGGGAGAUGGAAGCAGGGAGGGAGGAGGAGGAGGCAGAUGGUCACAAGGUUGUCCCCCUCUGGAUUUCUUUCUCUCUCUCUUUUUUUCUUUUUUCCAUUGUUGUCGGUGGUAAUUCUGAUGGCUGAAGAGGAAAGAGUUAAGGUCGAAGUGAUUUUUCUUUUCCCAGGCCUUGAGAAAGAGUUUUUGGAAAAGGCCGGGUUUCCCUCCACUUUCUUGACCCCAGUGACUGUCUUUCCUUUCGUUCCCACCCAUCUGACCCCAGUCUAUGCUGACUGUCCAAUUUACUGCCUAUGGAGUGACAGUUUUAGACUUAUUAAUUGCCACACUUGAUUAUCCUUAGGUUACAGUAGUUCAAGUGGUGUAGUAAGUAUGGAUUUCAGUGCAAGGACUGCCAUUGGCACAUUUUAGUUGUUGGAGGGUUUUAUCCUCUUGGGUAGCUGUACCAUACCCAUCAGUUGUGUAGUGUAGGUACAUAUCCUACGGUGUUAUUCAUCCCGGGGGUUUCAUGGUCUGCUUUUAAGGAAUAGUUGUCCCAUCACUUUGACAGAACAUUGCUUUAAGUGGUACAUAUGACUUGAAAUACUUAACAAACAAGAAAAAUGUUAGUUAAUAUGUGAAAGACUCAUACUCCAAAGCAUACUAGAUUGGGAAUCAGGAGUCAAGAAUGGUCUUCUGGUUUUGCCAUGCAGCCAUACAGCAUCCUUUUGCUGCUUUAUUGCCAGCAAUCCUGCUUAUCUGUCCUUACAGAGUACUCUGCAACUUGGUUAAAAAACACAACUACUCUCAUACCAAUGAAACUUCAUUAAAGUUUAUCAGCUCUGUUACUUGCCACACUCUCAUUCAGUGAUAGCAUCUCUAUGAAAUUGAAACCUUCCACAAUGUAUCCCAAAUAAAUAUGGGCUGCUUAUUGGAAUUGAAAAUAAUUUUUGAGAAGUCGAGGGUAAUAAAACACACAGAUAAGUUAAUCUCAGAUCCCAUGUAUCUCAGAAUCAUUGCCCAGUACUAGCUUUGUAGCUCAAUGGAACCCGCAGUCCUAAAACUGGGCAGUAGGAACACUGUAUCACUUAUAGGCAACAGUGUUUUUUCUUUUGGAAACCAGGCCUUGUUUUGUAACAGUUGUCUGACUUAAUGUUACCAUGAAUAACUAGUAGCCAGACUUCUUGUUUAUUGACACCUGUGGCCUGUUCAGGUCACAUGCAUGCAUAUAAUGGUAGUGAUUACUGGACUAGGUGCAGUUUCGGUUUUGUAACGCAUUCUGACACAUCUGAUAAAAACAGAACUAGAUGCAGCCUGGCCCAAAGAAAUUGUUGAGUUUUCAAACUUACGUGAAGUUCAUAACAUUGUUGAACCUUCAACCAGAACUUACCCUUGUGUGAUUUGCGCACCUUCAUUAUUAACUUCAGCUCGUAACAGUGUAUGAGAGCACAAGCAAUUCUUCUUUUUACAUGUAAGCGUAUAUUGGGAAGAAGGUGCAUAGUUGAUUUCCCUCCUCCCCCCUAGGUUUUAUGAUGGCUUCAUAAUUUGUAGAAAUUGUUGAUGUGGUCAACUCCUAUGCAGGCUGAACAUUUCAAAAGAUACCAAUGGCAUCCUUUUGUUGGUGAGGUGAAGAGACAGGAGGAUGUUUUCCAGCUUGGUGAUUAGCCAGUGCAAUGAAUUAAGGGCUUGUACUGGUGGUAGCGUUCAAGAAUUAAUAAUGCUGGUAGGAUUCUUGCUUGUUUUGCUUCGUUUCACCUGAUGGAAGUCACAAGCCCAAUGUUAUACAAGUAAUUUUCAGAUCAUGCUGCAGUGUUAGCAGAGAUCACUUGUCACACCACAAAAAGUGGUUCAUACCUUUCCUUAAAAUACCGUGGCACCUGCAAGAGUGAUACUUAGCACUGUGAAAACAUUCUUCUCACAUUUGUCCUUUGUGUUAUGGAGUUGGUUUUACUCCGUUGUUCUUUUCUCUUUUGUUUACAUUUCAGUAGUGGAAUUCUUUUGGAAUUUGCUACCUUGUAUUAGCUUGCAAGUGAAGUGUGAUUUGGUGGAAAUGUGUUAUAUGUAUUCUGCCUGCCUAUGAUUUACACUACUGUAGAGAUAUUUGCUGUCUCUGGGUUAUUGUUGCUAUUAUAACUUCAUUUUUUACUAUGGAAGGACUAUGCAAAGAGCUGCUUUGCCCUGUAAGGAAUUCUGCUGCUGAAGUCUUUUUAGAAAGUUUACUGUGUGCUCCAUCCUUAGGAGCUUUAUCUUAAACUGUUAGGUACGCUGCUGUAAUUGGCAACAGCUGUUACUGAGAAUUGUGGAGGAUAGACAGUUUCUGAGAUAAUCAGUAACUAGUCCAUUUGAGGCUUUGUUGAUUAGCACGUGUAAGAGAAUUUUGGAUCAAGAGUCAGUGAUGACUGCAGAGUGCAAAUGUGGUAUGGUAUGUAAAUAGUUUGCCUUAGCCUCUACACCACUCUGGAGUAAAUAUGAUACAGGUUUUGGGUGUUCUAAGCCCAGUAAGCUGCCCAAGGCAGUUCACUCUGUAGCCCAUCAAGGUACAGAUACUUGGCUGUGUUGUGCUUUAGGAGAAAGAGGUCUGUGAAACGUGAUGUGAAGGAGUUUUUUGACUGCUGUAUCAAUGAGGCUACAACUCCUUUUUUUUUUUUUUUUUUUUUUUUUUUUUUUUACCUCUGAUAGAAUGGGCAUAGUUAUUGAGUUAUUGCCAUUUCCAGUUUGUGAAAGUUGUUACUGAAUUGUGUUUUGCUUGAGAAUGUUUUUAGUUAACCAUGUACCAGAUUGUUUUUUUAUUUUCUCGAUAUUUCAACUUCUGAGAUCCAAAGAGAACUCCAAAAGAACUCAGUGCAGAGUUGAAGGCUCUAUCAUAUUGGGUAGCAUUAUAAUCUGAUAUAUUGUAUUAUUUUUAUUUAUGUUAAGUGCAAAAAGGUGUGAUAUGAAUUUAGUAUCUAUGUGUGAUGGUUGUUGAGGAGAAAUAGUUGACUCUAUUUAUACUCUGAGAGUUGGAAUUAGACAUGAGAGAUAGAAGCUGAACAGCUCUCCAGACUGCAUCCAGACCUUGGAGAUGAACGUGCAGCAGUUGGCAGUCCAUGAGGAUAAAGGUCAUUGAUUACUGAACAAAACAGAAAUAGCUAUUUUGCCUCUGUUAAUGGCUAGAUGUCAAUUUCUAAAAGGACUGGAGUCAUAUCAUGACCUGGAGACUAGUCAGAAAUAAUUUGAAAAUAAUGGGAAGAAUCACAUCACUGAUGUUGAACUGAAUGUGGUGGAAAAGAGUCGUCAUUCCAGUAUCUUGCUCUGUAUUUUCUGAAAAAACUUUAUACUUCCCUAUGUAUUAUUUAAGUUGAGGUGCUUUUAGUUUUGUUAAUGGGUUAGCAAAUCUGUAUUUUAGGUGUAUUAAAGAACGUUAUUACCACGUUGCUAAUUAAUCUAGUGCAAAUAUGCAAAAUUCAUGUGGUUUACUUGACUUUCCUGCACUACUAUAUCAUGUAGUGCUGCAUUAGAACAGGGAUGAAUUCUGUCUUUAUAUGUUCACAUAUGCUUCACCUUGAACAUAUUAUAGCAUCAGUUUUUGUCUGUGUGGAUACUUUUUCUUUUGCUGAACUUCUAGUAGGCUAAGCUUUUUUUAUAAGUUUAUCAAGAUACUGAGAAUCUACCAUUUACUUCUCUGGAUGAGUUGUUUCAGUGAUUCAUCUUUUCCACUGUUUAAAAAUAAGGCAUGCAAUUAUUGUUUGAAUACAUUUGAAUGCAUCUGUCUUUCACUGGUUCUUGUUGUCGUGUCUGAAUUCUCUAUCGCAUCAGACUGCCUUAAAAACUUGAUUUUGUCCCUUUGACACAAUUUUCUCCCCUGUGUAUGGUGUCAGUCCCUAGUGUUUAAAGAUAGAAGUAGCUUUUAAAAUACACAGAUCGAAAUCUAUGAUCAACAGAUCACAGAUUUAUUGGGCCGACAGCCCUAGGACUCUUGGAGAAGUUUAACAAGUAUGCUAAUGCAAAAGGUUUGUCUCACCAUGUUUUUUAACAUCUGAUCUGGAACAUCUGUUUAACAAAUGAGUUGGAAGGAAAAUCAAUAUAAUGUGAUACAAUUAUACCAUUUUGAAUAUUUCCAACUAUAGAGUGAAAGUGUUUAUUGGUUAUUUUUGAUCGUUGUGUAUGAUUUUUAACACUUCUGCCACCUCUGCCUAGCCACGAGGCUUUGCUGGUGUUGAGAUGGUGUGUGGUGCUGUUGGCUGCAUCCUAUGUGGGUGUUUGAUGAGCUUCUACACUUCAUAACUCUGUUUCAUGUUGAUGGUGAUCCACCUCAUGCUUUUUUGUGUUGUUGAUCCUGUUUUACUUUUUAUGCUUUCUUCGUUGUUUCUUUUCCCCAAAAAAUAUCAGCAUUCAAACAUCUGGAGUGAAUUGUAACCCAAUUUGUCCUCUUUGUUAGCUGUCAGAUUUUCCCUCCCAGUCAGUUAUGUUCCUAACUAGUCUCAGCUUCAGAAGUAUACAAACCUCAGGAAUAUGAGUGUGUGUGUGCACGAUAAGUUUAUGUAUGUUUCAGUGAUCUCUGGCUAUAUAAUCAGAUUGUGAUCAGUGGUUCUUAGGCAGUUCCUUGUGCAGUGAUUUAUUCGUUUUAGCCGUUAUAAUGGGAUAUAUGGUAAUUUCUCUGUGCCUGUUACAGUGAGUGGUAUUAGAAAACUGGUCCUAAUAGUUUUUUUUACAAACUGCUAUUUUUACUCUUGACUGCUUAAGAUCCUGGGAUAUUUGGUUUCAUGAUUGAAUACUUCAGUUUGACAUCUCUUUCAGCAAAUCACAGAUAUACGCAUGUGAAAAAUACUCCUGUUCUCUAGUUGGAGCUAAUGGUUUGUAGCAGACUUCCACUUGCACUGCCCUCUGAGCUGUCUUAAUACUUAUACCUGUACAUAGUCAGUAUCCUAUGAUGAGUUACCGGGAAGUGAACACCUGAAGUACAGUUUUUGAAGACCUAGAUUGUGCAUGCUUCAUAACAAGAGUUAUUUUUGUUUCACUUGCCUUUACACAACUGGAUGUCUGGCCUUUAUAUUGGAAAGGAGUAUAGAUUUCUGAUGUUUAUUGAGAAUAGACUGGAAUUUCAAGGUGCAGAACUUGUUAAAUUUUUGAAGAAUUUCUCUAGAACUGUAGAGGUACGGUUUUGGCAUCUAGACUUUGCUCUGAUGUUAGCAUAAAGAUUGUAUCUUGCAUCAGAUGAACUCAUCUGGGCUGUUAAUUUGUCAUUUGCAGUGGCAAACCAUCGGUGCUUUACAGGAGGUGAUAAAAAAUCCCAAUUGUGGCAUGAUCUCAAUACAAAGGAGCUCUUCAAUUUUUUGUUGUUGUUGUUUGUAAUGGUUUAUGAUUAUGAAUUUUUUUCAUUAGCACCAGUGGAGGCAGCCAGUGGCUUCUGUAUCCUGCGUGAUGCAGAUAUACACAUUAUUUUCUACAACUUUUUUUUCUUCCUGCCCUUAUUUACAGCAAGGCAACAUCUGUAUCUGGAUGGUGUUCUGUCUAUAUUUUACUGUUUGGACCUUGGUAUGUUGUAGAGUUGAUCUAUUUUCUAAUAUUCAGCACCAGAUUCACUUCAAAAAAAUAUGCAUUUUUUCCUGAGCUGUGAUUAGUUUUUCUUACAUCUGUGCUUUAAAAGAAAUCGUCAAUGUUCACACUGUUCUUUUCAGAUGUAAAUUUGGACACUUUUAAAGUAAAGACUCACGAUACGUUUCACAUUUAUUUCAUAGUUGUUUUCACAUAAUCAUGCCUGCUGCACUGUAAAUGUGAACAAGAGGAUCCAACGCUUAGGCAGUACUUUGAUUUCUUGUACCUUCUUGACUAAAUUUUAUCUCGAGUAUUCAUGAUUAACAUUUGGUAGUUUUGUAGAGCCAUUCAUCCAUAAAAGAAAAUGACGUUAAUCAUUUCCAGUGAGAGGGAAGCGACUUAUUCAAGGCCAAACAGAAACUCUAAGAGGGAGCUCCAGUUAGAACCCAGAUUUUAGAACAUCCCAUCACAGUUAAUUCACUGCAAAAUAUUUAAUACAUCUCACUAUUUAAAUGAGUUUGCUAAACUGUGGAAAUGAAAAGAUUACGUAAUAUGUCUUUACUAAUUAAGUAGUAGGCUUUGUCAAAUGAAUCUGAGAAGUACAGCGAAAGAGUAGAUUUAAGGAGGGUAGUACUAAUAAUUACAGAAAGAAUGCAAGCAAAGAUUUAGCAGUACACUUCUCUUAGUGCAAAUCCACUAGGUUAUUUAAUAAUUGUGCUGGGUAUAAUAGAAUUAUUAAUUUCUGUAGUGAGAAGAGUGGCUUUCAGCUGAUACUGAUGGUCUUGUUGUACGGCCUGCUUCCUAUAAAACAUUGCAUGACUUUCACAGCAGUGACUUGGAAACAUGCAGAAUAUACAGACUGUAUUUCAUUUGGAACCAUGUAUUUGAAAGAAAGGGAAGAGCUUUCCUCUACUUUCAGUUAUUCAUGAGUCCACAGAAUAGUAUUUCCUCCUUUAGGCCUGACUCAUUUUUAAUUUACAUCAUUUUCACAUAUGCCUAUGGCACUAAUAAAUAUACAGUUUGGAGAAAAGUUAAUAAAUCCAAGUAACCUACCUUGGCAACUCUUUUAUAUAUGUGUAUAUACAUAUACAUAUGUAUGUUUUAUAUGGAUAUAUGUAUUUUUUGCACACUGAAAAUCAAAGCUGUUGCUGCUUAUGAUAGUACCUUUUAAAAGUCAUUGUACCACACAGCAUGCACAAUGCACUCUAAUACAUACAUCUAACAGGCCAAAUACUUGACCUCCUUUAGUUUUAAUUGUUGAUUCACAUUUAUAAAUAGAAUGUAUUUUAGCCCUGCUAGUUCUCCUGCUGCAUGAAAACGUGAAGUGGAUAAUGUUUAAGGGAUUGUUUUCUUCUGAAGAAUGCAGAAGUUGAGACACCACUACAUUUCCUUUCUGUAGCUGUUUGAGAGAGAAACAGAUGUGUUUGUGUAGAGGAACAGGCAACAGGCAGGAAGUGCAUGACUUCCUUAAGCAGAGGAACUCACAUCCAAAUUAGUAGAAAGGUUUUUUUCUGGGCGCAUACAUGUUCACAUAUGGUGAAAGAAGAUGAUGACAGUGCCUUCUAAUGGGAUACAAGCCCUACAGAGCAGUAGCAGCAAAACUUCUGAAGGUUUGCAGAAGAUAGUAAGAGAACCACCAAGAAGGCUAUUGCAGUAUUAUAAAUAUCCUUCAGUGGAAAUUAUUGCCAAUAUGUAUCAUUCUGUAUCUGAAACCAGUCACCCUUUACAAACAGAGGAACAGGAAGUAGGCAUUGAUCCCUUGCAGAGUUACUUGAACAAAACAGAGGAAGGAGGAUCAAAUGAGAAUGGAAGCACACAGCACACAUCAGAUUCUGCUGGAACAUUUAUUUCUUACAGUAAAGAAUGGGAAGAACUAUUUGUAAACAACAAUUACUUGGCAACUAUACGGCUGAAGGGGAUUAAUGGGCAGCUGAGAAGCAGCAGGUUCCGUAGUGUUUGCUGGAAGUUGUUUCUGGAGGUUCUACCCCAAGACAGAAGUCAAUGGAUUAAAAACACUUCAGAAUUAAGAACUUCAUAUAAUAAGAUAAAAGAAAUUCACAUUACAAACCCUCGGAAAGCAGGACAGCAAGAUCUGAUAAUCAACAAUCCUCUCUCUCAGGAUGAGGGGAGUCUUUGGAAUAAAUUUUUCCAGGAUAAAGAGCUUCGAGCAAUGAUUGAACAAGAUGUAACAAGAACUUUUCCUGAAAUGCAGUAUUUCCAGCAAGAGAAUGUGAGGAAGAUUCUUACAGAUGUUCUGUUCUGCUAUGCCAGAGAAAAUGAGCAGUUGCUUUAUAAACAGGGUAUGCAUGAACUCUUAGCUCCCAUUGUCUUUAUCCUCCAUUGUGACCACCAAGCCUUUUCACAUGCCAGUGAAGCUGCACAACCAAGUGAGGAAAUGAAAGUUCUUUUGAAUCCCGAAUAUCUGGAACACGAUGCCUAUGCAAUGUUCACACGUCUUAUGAAGACUGCAGAGCAUUGGUUUUCAACUUUUGAGCAUGACAGUCAGAAGGAGAAAGAUGUGAUGAUUACACCUAUGCCGUUUGCAAGACCACAGGACUUAGGCCCAUCUAUUGCUAUUGUAACUAAAGUAAACCAAAUUCAGGAUCAGCUGCUGAAGAAACAUGAUAUUGAGCUGUACAUGCAUCUGAACCGACUGGAAAUUGCUCCACAGAUUUAUGGACUGAGGUGGGUAAGGCUCCUCUUCGGACGUGAAUUCCCACUCCAGGACCUUCUUGUUGUCUGGGACGCUCUAUUUGCUGACAGUAUCACCCUGAAUUUAGUUGACUACAUUUUUGUAGCCAUGUUGUUAUAUAUUAGAGAUGCCUUGAUAUCAAGUAAUUAUCAGACCUGUUUGGGACUUCUGAUGCAUUACCCUCCCAUUGGAGAUGUUCACUCCCUUAUCCUAAGAGCACUUUUCCUUCGAGAUCCAAAGAAAAAUCCAAGACCAGUGACUCACCAGUUCCAACAAAAUUUAGAUUAUUACAAAGCGCGUGGAGCAGACUUGAUGAAUAAAACCCGUGCCAGUGCUAAAGCUGCCCCACUGAAUAUCAACAAAGUCUCCAACAGCUUAUUGAACUUCGGCCGAAAGCUGAUCGCUCCAGCCAUGGCUUCAGGUAGCACUGCAGGCCCCACAGCCGGGACAGGCAGCUUCCCUCCAACAACAGGGCCUACCCGUGGGACAACAGAAGCCCCCCAGUACCACCAGCACCAGGCACAGCAGCAAAGAAUGAUGAAAUCAGAAAGCAUGCCAGUCCAGCUGGGCAAAGGCGAUGCCCCCAGUGGCGAUGCUGCACUGCCCGGCCCCGCGCAGAACCCCACUGCGCUCCCAGGUCAAAGUUCAAAAAUCAGCUCAUCUCCAAGCAUAGAGAGCUUGCCUGGGGGACGUGAAUUUACAGGAUCUCCACCUUUGUCUGCAUCAAAGAAGGAUUCGUUUUUCAGUACCAUCUCCCGUUCUCGUUCCCAAAGCAAGACUAUGAGCAGAAAAGAGUCUAGGACAUACUCCACGAUUUUUCCAAGGACUAAGGAGGAGGAAUUGGAGGCCCAAAUUUCAUUCCUACAAGGACAGCUAAAUGACUUGGAAGCUAUGUGCAAAUACUGUGCAAAGAUGAUGAACACACAUCUUGGAAAUAUUCAGGAAGUCAUAUUACAAGAACACUUGGAAAAAGAAGAUGAAAUUCUGGUUUCCUUGGCUGGUUUGAAGCAGAUCAAAGAUAUUCUGAAGGGUUCCUUGCGUUUCAACCAGAGCCAACUGGAAGCUGAAGAAAAUGAGCAAAUCACGAUAGCAGAUGACCAUUACUGCUCCAACAAUCAGAACAAAGGGACCGGUGAUAUCCUAAAGGGAUCUGUUAUGACAAAACAACAGUUCAUCUCAGGACGACAGACUGCCACUCAUUCAAGCACUAGUGAGAGUAAGGGUGCUGAUGACUGUAUUUUGGUUUCCAAAGAAGAAGGAAGCAGAAAUGCUGUCCCUGAGCCAGCACAGUUGCUUCAGACAUUCAAGGAGUCAGCAGUGAAGCCAGAAGCUCCAUCUCGUCCUUUGGUAUUCUCUGACCCUCUGAUGGGCUCCAUCUCAGCCUCCUCCAGCAACCUGAGUUCCAGCCCUGAUGACAACAGUAGUAAUAACAGCAAAGAUUCUGACUUUGCUAUUGUAAGCCCACUGGACAUCUAACUAAACUGACUGAGAGAAAUUGGAAGACCAACUGGUACACCUCAGCUCGGCUUCCAGUGGUUCCACAGGCUGGACAGUUCUUUGGAUUAGAAGGACAGAAAAUAGGUAAAAGCAACCCAUUCAGCUGCCAAAAGCCUAGGUUAAAAAAAAAAAUACAUUUUUUGUUGCAACUCUUCAAAAAGAAUAUACAUCUUGUAAUGACUGCCUUAAGUAAAAACCCAGUAAAACCUGGUUCUAAUAUACAGUUAUUCUUAGUUAUAGAUCUGUCUUACUUACGAGCUUUGUUACUAUAGAACUGUUGCUUUCCCAAAACAUAGAAUAGUAUGUGCUAGGUACCAUAAUGGAUUAGGAAAUGCGUGUGUACUUGACAUCAGAUCUGAAGAGGAAAAGACAAACUAGAUUUAAUAUUGUCCUUCCGCAAAAUAUGCUAGACUGGGUUUUCUGAAUAGGCAAGGCCACUGUUUCUUCAGAGACUGUGACUACAGAAGUAGAGAAUGUAAAUCAGAAAAAUUAAAAGCAUCAUCCUGGCACUUGUUCUCAGUUGAGGAAUCCUAGUUUAUUUCUUUUCAUCCAGCAGUAGCCUGAGGUGCAUUAAAGGCACAGGUUUGUGUAAUAGUUCCUCAGCACUGUGUUAAAGUAGAAUGUGUUACAAAUUCCUUGAGAACGGGGACCUACACAACAGGGCCUUACUUCCCUUUGCCUACUAUUUUUCCCCUUGAGAACUCUCAGCUCACCUCUUUCCCUCUUUGUAUCCGUGUGCUUUUUCUCCCCUGGCAUGAAUUAAUUUUGAUUUUACUGAGAUUACUACCAUCAAAGAGUAGGGAAAUUACAUUAUUUCAUAGUAUACACCUAAGCCAGUUGAUCUAAAAUUAUUCAGUAUGGUAACUUAACAGGGAAGAGUGCAAAGUGACAUAAAAUGUUCAUAAUUAAAAGCACUUUACGUCUCCUUACUAUUAUCUUCUAUAUAUUCUGUUUACAUAAAUGCCUAUAUGAUUUCCACAUUACUAGUCAGCAAAAAAUACAUACUGGUGCAGCAGCAUUAACCAACAGAAAGUUUUUAAUUAACCCUAAGACUUGUUCUUCUAUGGAAAAGCGUAUUUCUUUGCCAUCAAGUAUCUAAUCAAGUGCAUCUAAUAACAGUUCUUUUCAAGUAGAUAAGAUGGGGGUUCUUUGUACUCACUGAUUCCUUUAAACUCUUCCGGAAUUUGCAAAAAGAAGCUGUUAGCUAGAGGAAGCCUGCUGCUCAUGCAGUACCUGUGCAGUUAUAGCCAGAGGAAGUUGUGCUAGAAAAUUACUCCAUUUCUAACAACAGCACAAAAUCUGAAUUAUUUUGUUUCAAGAUACUUAUCAAGUACACCAUGCAAGAACACUGUAAUUGCAUGGCGAAGCUUCUGUGGGUAUAGUGUUUUAAAUGGUAGUUAUUUGCUGAUUAGUCUGUAAUUGUCAGUGGAGUUAAGUACAAUAUCCCAAAGAUGAGGCAAUGUGGUUUGCUGGUCUUAGAUUUUGCAAGGUCUGUGUUAAUGACUGACAUUAAGAGAUAGCUGUCAUGUAAUUACAUGGGAGCUGCCGUAUCCUUACACAUUCAGAAGCCGACGUGUAGUUCUGAGAUUCUCUGUGCCUUGUAAAAUGUUAAAACACUGGAAUGUUGUGAGCAGGCAUAGCAUCACACAUCUCUGUGGCAGUGUGGUGUGAACAGUCAGAUGACUUUGUUUAGAUGAGAGACCUUAAGCAAGUAACAUUUCAGAUAGGUGUUUAUUUUGGUUUAGUUUUAAGCUUCAUAAAAAAUCACUUUGGAAAUAAACACGCAUGCCUGCCUUCAGGUUUAUUUUAUUUCCCUGAUUUUGUGUGAAUGCCAGGGGAUUAGGUGCCUGUUGGGUUUAUAGGUCUUUACAGCUCUUCUAGCCUUAACCCAUUCAACAAGGCUUGUGCCACACUACCAACAAAGGGGAAUCUGUUCAACCAGUACUUGUGGAAAGAGGAAAGAAAUAUUCUGGGGACAGAGAGACAAGUUUUAUAUUCUGUGAUACAUAAGCCUUCAGUGAUUCCAGAACUUUGGCAGGGGAAAAUGUUUUUACUUUUUUUAUUAUUAUUAUUUUAAGAAUCAUUCUUUUCAUUUCUGUUCUGGUUGUUCGUUUCAGGGAUCACAUUGCUGUUUUCUUGGGCGGUCUCAUUGCCAUUGGAAGAGUGUGAUUUGUACAGUUCUUUUAUUUUUCUAAGUUAGUUGUAUCUUCAAUACAGCAUAUUUUAAAGCAGCACUGAAAGUAUAUACAGAUUUUUGGAGUUUCUAACAAGUUUUCUCUAAGCAGUGGAUACCACUGAGCUGAAUGCCUGUCAUGCCAAGGGAUAUAAUAAGAUCCUUAGAAGCAGAGAGAUUAUUAUGCAAGUAAGAUUGGAGCAAGUAACAGUAAACGAAUCUGCUUUGGUUAUACCAUGUCCUUCCACGUCACAGAUUUGCUGUCUAAUACUUAAACAUGCUACAGAGAUAGCUAAAAUUUUAUAUAUUCUUUAAAUCAGAUAAGCCUGUAAGACACAAUAUCAAACCAUCAUCCUGUCUUGCUUUAUGUUAGGAAUAUGCUGAGAAAUAAAUUGUCAUUUGAAAUGCAAGAUUUUUCUUUUUCCCCAGAAAAGACCCACUCAUAAUGUUCAUGGAUACCAGUAACAAGAUAGAAAAAUGAUAUGCAUUGAAAACUUCCAUUAAUAGCUAAUAUGGGAUUAAGAUAUGUAUUUGAAACUGUUGUACUGUAUCUUACAUCUGUAAUUUAUGGCUGUUUGAAGUCUUUUGCAUGUCAUAUCAGUUGUAUAUACUGCAGAGAGGCAGUAUGGUAUUUUGACUGGGUAUUCAUUUAGUUGUGGAACUUUGUGUCUUUAUCCCAGAAGAACAUCUAGCCCACUUUAUUAAAGAAAGAAUUAACCUGGGUUGUGCUUGUGCUGUUUUCACAGAAGGAAAAGCUUUUUUAUUAGAAUAUUUGAAGUAUGAUUUCUCAAAACAAAGGUUAUUAGAAACUUUAAAACUGCUCCAUUAUCUAUAUAAGCAGAUGUAUUAUUAAUAUUUUAAUCAGAUUUUAUGUAUUUGAUCCAGGGAAUCAAAUUGUUCAUCACUCAUCUCACCCAAAUGGUGCAGAACAUUUCCUAUUUUGCCAUAUUUAUUCUAUCUGACAAUGAUGUACAAGAUUUAAAGUGGUAUAACCUUUCUGCUAUUUCAUUAAACUUGUUAUGGUUUCAUCAUCUCAUCUCAGUCCCCAUCUCAGUAUCUGUACAGUACUUUUCUGAAUCUCUUACUUUAUUGCACAUUCGUAAAUGGUUCCCUUUAUUCUACAAUGUUCUCUCCUCAUUAGAGGGCAUUGAAGCAACAUUUAAAAAGAUUAAAUUUCAGGUUUAAUGUCUGUGGGACACUUGUGCCUGACAGUUACAGUGUCAUCUGUUCAAAUAUGGACACAGCAAUCUUGAACAGAUUUCCAUGUUCUGAGUGUCAGCCCUUAAAUAAUACUUUUGAUUCUGUGCUGCAUGUGUUGGUCUGGAAUGAAUGUCUGUAAUGGUUUAUUAGACUUGAAAAGGUGCAGUUUCAUAAAAUAAACUUCAUUUGGCUACAGAAUAGCGAUUA
Messenger RNA from Gallus gallus (chicken), 13605 nucleotides. RefSeq names its product TBC1 domain family member 5 (gene TBC1D5). Gene Ontology annotation, molecular function: GTPase activator activity. The coding region runs from base 7383 to 10004 and encodes 873 amino acids. Gene Ontology annotation, biological process: activation of GTPase activity. The transcript is spliced from 24 exons. Lineage: Eukaryota; Metazoa; Chordata; Aves; Galliformes; Phasianidae. The record is from RefSeq and is a predicted model, not a curated record.